Molecule: messenger RNA, 1236 nt
Organism: Knipowitschia caucasica
Lineage: Eukaryota; Metazoa; Chordata; Actinopteri; Gobiiformes; Gobiidae
Source: the annotation of a GenBank genome assembly
AUGUCUGCGUGCGUCCCGACGUCCCCGACGCAUGGCCCGCAGGUAAACAACGGUCCGUCUUUAACUCAGUUUUCUGCUUGUUUUCCGCGGUUUCCCGUUAAAAGUGCUGUGCCCUCGGUAACCGGAGGAACCCACGCAGCGGUGUUAGCCAUGUCGCGGGAGCCUACAGCCUUGGACCUGUCUCUGCUGGAGGGCUCCGAUCUGAAGGAGGCAGAGCUCGUCAAGAACACUCUGUCACAACAGCUCAACUCAGAUAGAGGAGGUGCUAUCCUGUCGUCCUUGGUGGACUUUUACCUGGAGACUUCUUCUUCUCAGUCUGUUUCUCUGCUGUCAACCACCAGGGAGCAGCUGCACAAGGCGCUGCUGGAGAAGCUGAAUGAUGCAUUGAGUAAAUCUACUACAAGGUUGGCUGCUUUGACGCUGCUGGGUCACCUGACCAGGAAGCAGCCUCCAUGGGUACACCUGGUCACUCGCUGCCCCCUGCUGGCCUCUCUUCUGCGCUGCCUCAAGACUGAUGGUGACGCAGUGGUCCUUUCCACUGGAGUCCUGGUGCUGGUAACUCUGUUACCCAUGAUCCCUCAGUGUGGGAAGCAGCUAGUUUAUGACUUCUUUGAUGUGUUUGGACGAUUGGCUUCGUGGAGCCUCAGGAAUCCUGCUCAGGUGCCUGUGCUGCAGCUGCUCCAUCUGCAGGGGGCGCUGUACUCUCUGUUCCACAGGCUGUACGGCAUGUUCCCAGUAAACUUCCUGUCCUACCUUCGCCUACACUAUAGCAUGAAGGAGAACACGGACACCUUCCACAGAGUCGUCAAGCCGAUGUUGGAUCACGUCAGAGUCCACCCUGAACUGGUCACAGGAACUCAGGACCAUGAAUUGGACCCAACCAAAUGGAAGCGUUUUGAGGUCCAUGACAUUGUAAUGGAAUGUUCUCGUUUGUCUCUGGAUCCUCUGGAAGCGUCUAGUGAGGACAUGCUUUACUGCUCCUCAUCUUCACUCUCCUCUCUGUCUGUCACUGAGGAGACCAGCCCCAACACACAAACCUACCUGCAGGAGCCUGUAGACCUGACAUGGAGUCCGUCCUCCCACUGUGGCAUGUCCACACCUCCACCUGAGAGACAUCCCUCAACGUCUGGCCUCACCCCCUCAACUUCCGGCCCCGCCACUCCUGGCCUGACCCCUACCACCCCAGGUCUGACCGGCUUCUUCCCCUGCCAGCGGAUCCAACUCACGACCAGGUGA